Messenger RNA from Strongylocentrotus purpuratus (purple sea urchin), 1050 nucleotides. RefSeq names its product transmembrane protein 53-A-like. The record is from RefSeq and is a predicted model, not a curated record. Lineage: Eukaryota; Metazoa; Echinodermata; Echinoidea; Camarodonta; Strongylocentrotidae. The coding region runs from base 115 to 978 and encodes 287 amino acids. The transcript has a single exon.
CAGUACUUUACUUCCAAUUCCACACAGCUCAGGAGCACAGUGACACUGCCUCUGUACUCACUACUGCUGACAUCCCAGUUAAUUCCCACAGACUCAUACUAUAAAGUAAUAGUCAUGGAGGAAUUAGAUUAUCAUGUGACUUUCCCAACCAACUUUUCAAAAAGCAGGGAAGUUUCAGAUGUCUCUGAAUCUGAUGUUAGAAGUAGAUCCAUCACUGGUGAUAUGAGGACAGUUCCUGUCAUUGUUCUGCUUGGAUGGUAUGGUUGCCAGGACAAGCACCUUGCAAAAUACAGUUCAAUUUACCAGUCGAAAGGCUUCAUCACUAUGCGCUACACUCUGCCACACGACUACCUUUUCUCAAUUAAAAAGAGCUCCACCAGGGAUGUGGCUCUCAAGCUCUUGGAAGCUUUCUUUGACCUAGGCCUCCAAGAAAAUCCCAUCUUCUUCCACGUUUUCAGUAAUGGCGGCGGAUAUGUGUACAGGCACAUAACAGAGACAGUGAAUGGACCAAAUCCUGGUCAGUGUGCUGCACUUAAGAUCACAGGAGUCCUAUGUGACAGCAUGCCAUCGUAUCCAACGGCAACCUCGGCUUUCCGUGCGAUUGUUACAGCGAUGCCUCAGUCACAACACUGGUUCAUCUUGUACGUCAAGUCUCUUGGGGUUUGGAUUUUCUUCAUGGUGCUCACGCUCAUUUCUUAUAUACGGAAGGGAGGAACGUCCGACCAAGGAACCUACUACAGAGCAAUGCUUGCUGACAAAAUGCAGUGUCCACAGCUGUUUUUGUAUUCAAAGAAAGAUGCGAUUGUCCCUUACAAGGAUAUCCAGGGAAUAAUUAAAGAAAGACGUCAUAGAGGGUUUGAUGUGCAGGAGGUAGUAUGGGAGGACUCGGAUCACGUUGCUCAUCUUCGAAAACAUCCUGAGGAGUAUGUUGCUGCUUGCCUGAAGUUUGUGAAAGACUGCUUGGAGAGGGUUGAUUGAGAGAUGUAGGAGCACUUUGGGAGAGGGGGUGGGGGAGUGACACCCCAUUUAAAACUUUAAAGUUUGGCAUGU